Pocillopora meandrina is the source of this 1248-nucleotide messenger RNA. The record is from the annotation of a GenBank genome assembly. NCBI's taxonomy places the organism in Eukaryota, Metazoa, Cnidaria, Anthozoa, Scleractinia, Pocilloporidae.
AUGGCUACAGGAAGAAGUUCAAUUAAAGUUCCAUGUGAAAAUGAAGACUUACCUGACAAAGAAAAUGCACCAAAUUUUGACGAGGACACUUUACGAGGUUAGCUAGGUUCAACUUCGGCUUCAGCAAUAGUUAGAACAAUUUAUAUUUGAUCAGGAUCAGUUUCAAGAAUGUAAGCAGAUGUGGAGAAUGAUAUUAAUACACUGCAUGACCACUUUAAAGGAUGUUUAGCCAGUCAUGACUCUCUUCUAUGAUUACAAUAUGCUGUUCAUUGAGAAGAUCUAUGACACAGAAACUUUGCUAUUUUCUUUUCUAACAGUUCAAAGCAAUAACACAAAGUUAUAAUAAGUUAAGACUUUAUUUGAUCAUCAUAUAACAUCCAUUGCGUAAGUUUGCAUCAUGGGUACCAUCAUCAUCAUCACCAUCAUCUUUCUAUUUUAAUGAAACACAAUCACUUUGAAACCUUCAACAUUCCCUCUCUUCUCCUCGAGCAACUCACAGGCAUUUGAUCUUCAUCCAAGCCAAAGAUGGUGGGGGGUUUAACCCUGCCUGACUGGCGUUAGGGAAUUCGAAUAAAAACUGUCACAUCUAAUUUCCAGUAGAGUACAAGUGUUAUUUCUCAUUGAAUAUGGAGGUGUUUAAGGUAGAUAGUGUACCUUCACUAACAAAUGGCCCAGUAGAAAUAAGGCUUCAAGGUCUAGGUUUUAAAGCUUGGUCAAUUAGUUUUUAAAGCUUGAUCAACUAGUUGAAAGUCAAAUUGCUAAUUAUUUCGCCUUUUACAUAAAUUAUGUGGGGCAUUUGAACAUUUUAUUAAUUUUGCCCAGGGAAUGGGAAUUUUAGGAGACCUAUCUCCAAAAAUUUAAAUGCCCAGGGGUUUGCCUCAAGUUGAGUGAUGCCUAAUUCUCAUCAUUAUUCUUACCCAUGAUGUCACCUACAUCAGUAGCAUAAUCAUAACUAUUGAAAAUCUGCAGAUUUUAAAUCUCCAGAUCUUGGCAACUCUGAUUAUACACUAAUAAUUAUUAACUACGACCACAGACUUUGACACCUAUUUUUAAUUUUUUUUUCGAAUUAUUUUAUUUUUCUUUGCAGCCACAGCUGAUGUUUAUAGAAAUGAGGGUAAUGAGGCCUUCAAGAAAGGAGAUUUCAUCAAUGCUAUUCAUUUUUACACCAAAGGAAUUAAAAUGAACUGCAACGAGAAAGAACUGAAGGCCAAACUGCACAACAACAGGGCUAUUGCACAUUCUAAAAUU